AUGCCUGUGUCCACAAGCAACCAAGUGACCCUUGAAAAGUCCCCCUUUUACAUAAGCGACCCUGAAGCUUUGUACCGGAUUCGAGCCAUGAACAGCUCCAUCAUGGUUAUGGUCAUCGUGAGAGAGCCCAUCACAAGGCUUCUAUCGGCAUACAGUCAUUAUUUAUCGGUUUCCAGAGUUUUUGGCAAAGAUGUAGACAGCUUUGAAAAACAUUACAUCCCUGGCGGCAAGAUUAGUGAACACAACGUCUUGAAGUGGGGUAACUAUGCAGACAGAAUGGAAUACGUGUACAGCGUUUUCUCAAAUAAUAACCACGCCUUUUCUUUUCUCUCUGUUGUAAUCAGAAAACAAGUCCUGCUCCUUGACGGAGAUAAAUUUGUCUCCGACCCUCUGUCGCAGCUGCGAAGAGUAGAGCGCUUUCUGGGAAUUCGCCAGUACUUCUCGGAGGAAGACGUCUACUUCGACAAGAGAAAGGGUUUUUACUGCUACAAGUUGAGAGACAACAGCGACACAAAGUGCAUGGACGGUAGCAAAGGGAGGCACCACGUGGAAGUGGAUCCAGACGUAAAAGAGAAACUACUAAACUUCCUGAAGCCCUACACAAACCGGUUUUUGGAGCUUACCGGAGAAAAGUUUGACUGGGACGUAUAA
Aplysia californica (California sea hare) is the source of this 651-nucleotide messenger RNA. Its product is annotated as heparan sulfate glucosamine 3-O-sulfotransferase 5. The record is from RefSeq and is a predicted model, not a curated record. Bases 1 to 651 code for a protein of 216 amino acids. Gene Ontology annotation, molecular function: [heparan sulfate]-glucosamine 3-sulfotransferase activity. The transcript is spliced from 3 exons. Lineage: Eukaryota; Metazoa; Mollusca; Gastropoda; Aplysiida; Aplysiidae.